UUUUUUAUUAUAAUCAUUAUCAAUGUUUGCUACUGUUUCAUCUAAAAGCCCAGAGGCUCUUCUUUCCUUUACUACCAAUACAGCGACAACAUUGUUACCUAUAAACAACAAUAAUCGACGGAAGAUGUAUAAUAAAUAUCGAUACAACAAUAGACAACUACCACCAUUAAAUGAAUUCAUUGCUAAUGUAUUCAAACGAUCAAAGCUAUCACCUUGUGUCUGUUUAGUUUCGCUUAUUUAUCUUCAACGAUUAAAAUCAUGUUUACCAAGUCAUGCAUGUGGACAAGUGGAUACACCUUAUCGCUUAUUUUUAGCUGCUAUCCUUACAGCAUCCAAAUUUCUAUCUGAAACAGGCACCUGCCUGACAAGUCAAGCGAUGGUGGUGAUGACAGAUUAUGCUUAUUCCUCAAAAGAUAUCAACAUGAUGGAAAGAAGCUUCCUUGGACUCAUUAAAUAUAAUUUAUUUGUAAAUGUUGAAGCCAUCAAGGAUUAUUUGGCUAUUCACGGAAAGGUUCUGGAGAUGGACUUGAUUGAAGAAAUCUAGACCUUUUUUCUGUAACAUUUUGUGUGCGUGUGUAUAUAUUUAUAUAUAUUUUUUUUCUGUGUUGUAUGUAAAUACUUUUUUUACUUUUUAUCUCUCUUUUCUUUUUUUACUUAAUAAAUAAUAAUAUCAUCAUAUCAAAUGACUAAGGAUGACAGCCCAAAUGAGAAUAAACCAAUGCAC
Messenger RNA from Rhizopus microsporus ATCC 52813, 724 nucleotides. RefSeq lists its product as uncharacterized. The coding region runs from base 23 to 544 and encodes 173 amino acids. Gene Ontology annotation, biological process: regulation of cyclin-dependent protein serine/threonine kinase activity. Gene Ontology annotation, molecular function: cyclin-dependent protein serine/threonine kinase regulator activity; protein kinase binding. Gene Ontology annotation, cellular component: cyclin-dependent protein kinase holoenzyme complex; nucleus. The record is from RefSeq and is a predicted model, not a curated record. Lineage: Eukaryota; Fungi; Mucoromycota; Mucoromycetes; Mucorales; Rhizopodaceae. The transcript is spliced from 2 exons.